This is a messenger RNA of Pomacea canaliculata, 1632 nucleotides long. Its product is annotated as urease accessory protein F-like. The transcript has 7 exons. The record is from RefSeq and is a predicted model, not a curated record. Gene Ontology annotation, molecular function: nickel cation binding. NCBI's taxonomy places the organism in Eukaryota, Metazoa, Mollusca, Gastropoda, Architaenioglossa, Ampullariidae. The coding region runs from base 105 to 767 and encodes 220 amino acids.
UAGAAAAUGUAAUAAUUAAACUUUUGGGGAUAGGCGUCAUUAUUCUCAAAAGGUUUAUCUCUAAAACAUUACAUAAUCAAUUGGAAUGAACAUCAAUAGUAAACAUGGAGCAGACGCUAAUACUUCUUCAAAUUUCAGACAGUGCAUUUCCAACAGGCGGAUUUUCUCACAGCAUGGGCCUCGAAUCAGCGGUGCAACAUCACUGGGUUCAAAGCAAAGGAGAUCUGAUAAAUUUCUGUAUCUCAGUGCUGGAAAACGCUGGGUCAUUAGGCAUUCCCUUUGUCCAAGAAUCAUUCAAGAAUUAUGCUGAUGUUAAGCAUUUGAGCAGACUAGACCAGCUUCUCCAUGCAUGUUCUGCCAACCACGUUGCUUGCAGAGCUAGCACAAAACAGGGUAAAGCAAUGUUAGAAACUGCAAGCAGAGUGUUCAUGGAUCAAAAUAUUUCUAAGCUCUUGUCUAGCCUCAGCCACUGUCAUCAUGCAGUUGUGUUUGGUGCAAUCUGUGGUUGCCUAGGAAUAGCAGAAGAAAUAAUGUUAGCUACAUAUAUGUCUGGAUUGGCACGUACAGUAAUGGCAAGUGCGGUUCGCCUUGACAAAGUUGGACCUAUUGAGGCACAGAAAAUAGUAGCCAGUCUCCAGAAAGUUAUUCCAGAGAUUAUCCAUAGGCUAAAGAUUCGAACCACCCAAGAAGCAUGUAUUACUUAUCCUGUUUUGGAUAUUCUUCAAAACUGCCAUGAUCGCCUCUUUUGCAAACUUUUUAACUCCUGAUCUUGUUUACAUCCAUCACAUUAUAAUAUUAACUUUUUCCCUUAUACACAUCAACUGCACAGUAACAGGUGCGUAUAUGCAUAAAUUUCGUCGUGCCUUCAAAAAAUAUAUAUGAGGAAGAAAAGUUAAAGAUUUACAAUUGCCUUUCGGUCACCAUGGAGCAGAUUUAAUUCCUUUGUUGCCCUAAUAGCAUUCUGCCAUGUUGACUAUUAUUGUUGUACUAAAUACAUUGUGUUCUUGUUAAAAGAAAUGCCCUGCCUCUGACAAACUGCUAAUACAAUUACAUAAAUUUCAAAUGUAAAAGUGGUCUGAUGGCCAAAGUCAAAGAUUAUUUUAAACCUUAACAUACCAAGGGGGUCCUCUGAGAACCCCAGAGGGGGAUAUUUAUUGAUCCUGCUGUAACUAUAAUAACAGAUUAAUUCCUGACUUUUGGAUGUAUCCCGCAUCAACUUUAGGUAAAUAUUAUAUAAUAAACUUAUAAAAAUUUCUUUCAAAAAAAGGUAAAAAAAACAAACUGCAAACAUUUUGUCGGUGAGACAUAUAGGACGACCAGCACAACAGCUGACUUGAGCUAAGGACUGUAGCGAUGGCAACUCAUGAAUCUGUACCCUUUUUUUUUUUUUAAUGAAAUGAUAUAACUGGUUGUACAUGAAUAUUGUCCUGUAUAUAAUCAGAUGCAAAAAUAAUAUGACUGGUUGUACAUGAAUAUUGUCCAGUAUAUAAUCGGAUGCACAAAUGUAUACACUGUACUGUUAAAAUUACAUAAACAGUUUUACAUGUAAAAAUGUAUAGACACUUUUAUGAAGAAGAGUAUAUGAAUUUUAUUGGCUAGCUACUGUUGAAAUAAAAUAUUUGAUUCUAAAAA